GCUUGGCGCGUCUGCGCAGAAGAGCAUCAUGGCUGAGGCUAGCGAAGAACCGCCGCCAGAGGUAGAGCCGCUGGCCGCCGCCCGGGAGCGGAGCAGCCGUUUCUUGAGCGGUUUGGAGCUGCUGAAGCAGGGCGCCGAGGCGCGUCUGUACCGCGGCCACUUCCUGGGCCGCGCGGCCGUGGUGAAGCACCGCUUCCCCAAGGGCUACCGGCACCCGGUGCUGGAGACGCGGCUCAGCCGGCGGCGGACCGUGCAGGAGGCCCGGGCGCUGCUCCGCUGUCGCCGUGCAGGGAUAUCAGCCCCGGUUGUCUUUUUUGUGGACUAUGCUUCCAACUGCUUAUACAUGGAAGAAAUUGAAGGCUCAGUGACUGUUCGCGAUUAUAUUCGAUCCGCUCUGAAGGCUGAAAGAGCUCCCCAAAUCUUCUAUGCCUUAGCCAAGGCAGUUGGGCAGGUUUUGGCUCGAAUGCAUGAUGAAGACCUCAUUCAUGGCGAUCUUACCACCUCCAACAUGCUUCUGAAACCCCCCGUGGAUCAGCUGAACAUUGURCUCGUAGACUUUGGGCUGAGUUUCGUUUCAGGACUUCCGGAAGAUAAGGGAGUGGAUCUCUACGUCCUGGAGAAAGCCUUCCUUAGUACCCACCCCAACACUGAGGCUGUGUUUGAAGCCAUUCUGAAGAGUUACUCCUCCUCCUCCAAAAAGUCCAAGCCAGUGCUCAAAAAAUUAGAUGAAGUGCGCCUAAGAGGAAGAAAGAGGUCCAUGGUUGGGUAGAGCUGUGUGACACCACUCAGUUAAGCUGUUUCUCAAAGCAAAUUUGAGAAAAUGCUCCAAAUGAGAAUAGGCUUAAUAAAGGUGUUGAGAUAUUUUUAA
Urocitellus parryii (Arctic ground squirrel) is the source of this 868-nucleotide messenger RNA. RefSeq names its product TP53 regulating kinase (gene Tp53rk). Gene Ontology annotation, molecular function: protein serine/threonine kinase activity; ATP binding. NCBI's taxonomy places the organism in Eukaryota, Metazoa, Chordata, Mammalia, Rodentia, Sciuridae. Gene Ontology annotation, cellular component: EKC/KEOPS complex; cytosol; nucleus. Gene Ontology annotation, biological process: protein phosphorylation. The record is from RefSeq and is a predicted model, not a curated record.